Cicer arietinum (chickpea) is the source of this 1849-nucleotide messenger RNA. Its product is annotated as F-box/kelch-repeat protein At1g80440-like. The record is from RefSeq and is a predicted model, not a curated record. Gene Ontology annotation, molecular function: protein binding. Gene Ontology annotation, biological process: negative regulation of cytokinin-activated signaling pathway; regulation of phenylpropanoid metabolic process. NCBI's taxonomy places the organism in Eukaryota, Viridiplantae, Streptophyta, Magnoliopsida, Fabales, Fabaceae.
CCAAAUUCAUUCACCAUACACCCAUGUGCCCCUAUCUUUCUUUUUUUCUUAUCUCUAUAAAUCCCAAUCCUCAAACCCCUUACAACACAAACCUCAAUAACAACAUAUUCACUUCUCAAACUCCUCAAAAAACUCAUUCAGAUAAAAUAGUAAAAUAUUACAAAUACUCUUUUUCUUUCUUUCAAGCAUUUUAGUUCAAAAAUCUUUUCUUUUUCAGAUUCUAAUUCAUGGGUUUUUGUUAAUUCUUCGUUUGAUCUUUGUUUUCACUUUGUAAUUUUGAUUUUAACUUUUUUUAUAUGAUGGAGCUUAUUUCCGGUCUACCUGAAGAUUUAGCCAGAGACUGUCUAAUUCGGGUUUCAUACCAACAAUUUCCCACGGUGGCGUCGGUUUGUAAAGGGUGGAAGACGGAGAUACUUACGCCGGAGUAUCACCGUCAACGACGGAGAACGGGACAAGCUCAAAAAGUUCUAGUUAUGGUUCAAGCACGUAUUGAACCGGAUAAAAGUGAAACCGGUUCGACGAAAAGACUUACAAACCCGGUUUACCGGCUCAGUGUUUUUGAACCGGAAAAAAGUACUUGGAGUGAAUUACCGGCACCACCCGGUUAUAGUUCAGGGUUACCGGUUAUGUGUCAGUUAGCUUGUGUCGGAUAUGAUCUUGUUGUGUUGGGCGGGUUGGAUCCGGAUACAUGGAAAGCAUCGAAUUCAGUGUUUGUUUAUAAUUUCUUGUCGGCAAAAUGGCGAUGCGGGACCCAGAUGCCAGGUGGAUCCCGCAUGUUUUUUGGUUGUGCAUCAGAUGCCCGUCGGAUGAUUUUUGUGGCCGGCGGACAUGAUGACGAGAAGAAUGCGUUGAGGUCGGCAUUGAUGUAUGAUGUGGCGGUGGAUGAAUGGGUUGAGCUACCGGAGAUGUCGUCGGAGCGUGAUGAGUGUAAGGCGGUGUUUCGCCGUGGAAGGUUUAUUGUCGUUGGUGGUUACACGACGGAGAAUCAAGGAAGGUUUGAGAAAAGUGCGGAGGUUUUUGAUUUUGUGACGUGGAAGUGGGGUCAAGUGGAGAAAGAGUUUUUGGAUUGUGCCACGUGUCCAAUGACUUUGGUGAACGGUGGUGAUUGUGAUGAGAGUGUUUAUAUGUGUUGCGGUGGUGAGUUAGUUACCAUGAGGGGUCACACGUGGCAGAAGAUGGGUAAGGUUCCGGAUGAGAUCCGCAACGUUGCUUAUGUUGGAGCGUUUGGUGGGGCUGUGGUUGUGAUUGGAUCUAACGGCUAUGGUGAAGUGCACAUGGGUUAUGUUUUUGAUUUGAGGAGUUAUAAAUGGAGAAAAUUGGACUGUCCAAAAGGGUUCACUGGACAUGUCCAAACCGGAUGUGUACUAGAAAUUUAAUUCUUUGCGUAGUUACCAUCGUUGGAUUGGAUGAAAAUUAGACGGUCAUUUAAAUGUGUAUUCUAGUUAAAUUCAUGAGUGAUUGUGAUUUUAUAGAAUUGAAGAGGAGAAUACUAUUGUGUUUAAUCUAAAUCCAUAUUUAGGGGGUUAGGUUUUUUUAUUUUUUGUUUAGUAUAAUACGGGAAGAUAUUUUGAAAUAGUGAAAGCGCAAGUGGAACUAUGUAUUUUUCCAUAUGCUAAAAGGUUGGGAUCAAUCCAAGUAAAUAUAGGCAUGAAGAAAUUUUCGAGUUGUUGCUUGAAAUUUUUCCUUUUUCCUUUUGCACUUUCUUUUUUUGACCGUUUUGGUAACGGUUUUUAGUUAUUAGGUUGGGGCUUUGACCUCUUGUUUGUCAUGAAAAGAAAAAGGGAAUUUGGUACAUAAUAUAUGUGAAAUAUAUACUUUUUUGUUGUAUAAAUUAGCAUAAUCUUCGUAA